GGCCGGGGAAGGCUGUCCAAGGUAUUAUCCAAACACUCACUCGCACACACGCGCUCUCGCUCUAUUUCUCUCUCUCUCUCGCUCCCCCCCCUCUUUCUCUCUCUCUCUCUCUCUCUCACAUGCGUGCACACACACACAGUCGCUGCUGCCAGCCCUCCACUUACAGCUCCAGCCUUUCAAAGCUGUUUUUCCUCUGGAGAUCAGCACACGGUUUAACACCACACAGCUGCCACCGAAGAGACUGAGGGAAGGAGAGAAGAGUGAAUAGAGAAAAUAGGGAGCAAAAAGAAGAGGAAGAGCAAGAAAGUGUUUUCAAAUACUCCAGGUUUUUUGUGUUUUGAAAUACUCCGGGUUUUUUGAGUUUACUCCUUGGGACCGUUCAAAGAAGAGAAGAGAGUCUGAGUUCACAGGAAAUUAUCAGAGUGAAUGGGUUGCCAUGGUAACUGACACUGGCAGCCUGACACGAGAAAACUCAAUGUUUAAUGGAGGAAGAUCCUCGGUGGUGGCAAGCAAGCGAAAGUAACAGGGAUUUAAGGGAGGUGAGAGGGAACAAGAGAGGAGUGAGUGGAGGAGCGCGGUGGAAGUCCAGAAUGGAGGACGGGUUUUCCAGCUACAGCAGCCUCUAUGACACAUCUUCGCUGCUGCAGUUCUGUAACGAUGACAGUGCGUCGGCAGCCAGCAGCAUGGAGGUCAUGGACCGCAUUGCCUCCCUGGAGCAGCGUGUCCAGAUGCAGGAGGACGAGAUCCAGCUGCUCAAGUCAGCGCUGGCCGACGUGGUGCGCCGCCUCAACAUCUCUGAGGAGCAAAACGCCAUGAUUAACAGGAGGGGACCCACUAAAGACCCAUCUUUGAUGAAAAGGUCCCCAUCGUCAGACAGCAAUGGUGGAAAGCCAGCCAGACCCAUGAUGGCUGCCCUGCCUCUAAGGCACACUGUCAGCAACGGCACUGUCCUGCCCAAGAAAAACUGUGGCACGCUACCGUCCCCCACCAGCUCCAGGAAGGAUGCUGCUGCACCAGCAACCAAAAGCACUGUGAGGAGAACCAACUCCAACGAAACGAUGGGCACACUGACUCGUAAAGACAGCGGCGACUCCAAGAGCAACCGCACCCGCACCGGCUCUACCGGGAGCAACUCCAGCGGCAAGAGAGCCAGCGAAAGCAAAUUUAAGGAGCCCGUUUUCAAUGCAGGGAUGCGACGAGUGACACACUGCAAAGAGGAAGGGUAUGUGAAAAUGUAUUUGAAGGGACGACCCAUCACCAUGUACAUGCCCAAAGACCUUGUGGAGACCUACUGCCUGGAAGCCAAAUCGGACCUGCCAAACAUAAAGCUCAAACUGGACUGGGUUUAUGGGUACAGGGGACGGGACUGUCGCUCUAACCUGUACCUGCUACCCACGGGAGAGACGGUCUACUUCAUUGCAUCUGUUGUGGUGCUGUACAACGUGGACGAGCAGCUCCAGAGACACUACACCGGGCACACUGAUGACAUCAAGUGUCUGGCUGUCCAUCCUGAUAAAAUCACCAUAGCAACGGGACAGGUGGCAGGCACCUCUUCUGAAGGCAAACAGUUGGCUCCUCAUGUGCGGGUUUGGGACUCUGUGAGCCUCAACACCCUCCACAUUCUGGGGACAGGUUUCUUUGACCGCGCCCUGGUUUGUCUUGCCUUCUCCAAGUCGAAUGGAGGCAACACGCUGUGUGUAGUAGACGACUCCAAUGACCAUGUGCUCUCUGUGUGGGACUGGCAGAGAGAGGAAAGACUAGCUGAUGUCAAGUGUUCCAACGAGGCAGUGUUCGCUGCCGACUUCCACCCCACUGACACCAACAUUAUAGUCACAAGUGGGAAGUCACACCUCUACUUCUGGACACUGGAGAGGGGUACCCUUACCAAGAAGCAAGGCUUGUAUGAGAAACAAGAGAAGCCCAAGUUUGUCUUGUGUGUGACUUUUUCAGAAAAUGGAGACACCAUAACUGGAGACUCAAGUGGAAAUAUACUGGUGUGGGGAAAAGGCACUAAUCGAAUUAGCCACGCCAUUCAAGGUGCACACGAGGGGAGCAUCUUUGCACUGUGUAUGUUGAGGAACAGCACACUGGUGUCAGGGGGAAAAGAUCGGAAACUCCUCUCUUGGGAUGGGAGCUACCAGCAGAUCCAAUCGGUUGAGGUUCCUGAGUUAUUUGGCCCCGUCCGCACUGUUGCCGAGGGCAAAAGGGAGAGUGUGCUUAUUGGGACCACCAGGAACUAUGUUCUACAAGGCAGUUUAUAUGGCGAAUUUACCCCCAUCACACAAGGUCACACCGAUGAGCUGUGGGGGUUGGCCGUGCACCCUUGGAAACCCCACUUCCUCACCUGUGGCCACGACAAGCAUGUCAGCCUGUGGGACGCCUCCUCGCACCAGCCUGUCUGGACCAAGACUAUGGAGGACGCAGCUCAGUCUGCUGGAUUCCAUCCCUCUGGAGCAGUGGUUGCUAUAGGAACGCAGACCGGCAGGUGGCUGGUGCUGGAUACUGACUCUAAGGAUCUAGUCACAGUGCACACAGAUGGGAAUGAACAGCUAUCUGUUAUACGCUUUGCACCGGAUGGCAAUUUCCUGGCGAUCGGCUCUCACGACAACUACAUCUAUAUCUACGCAGUGGGGGAGAGCGGCAGGAAGUACGGUCGAGUGGGAAAGUGCUCGGGCCACUUCAGCUUCAUCACCCAUCUGGACUGGUCAGUGGACUCUCAGUACCUGGUGUCCAACUCAGGAGACUAUGAGAUACUCUAUUGGAUCCCAUCAGUGUGUAAACAGGUGGUGAGUGUGGAGACCACACGGGACAUCCCCUGGGCCACGUCCAACUGCACUCUGGGCUUCCAAGUCUUUGGGUUAUGGUCUGACGGCUCCGACGGGACUGACAUCAACGCCGUCUCCAGAUCCAAUGACAAAAGGCUGCUCGUCACAGGAGACGACUUCGGAAAAGUCCAACUUUUCUCAUUCCCCUGCUCUCAAUUCCGGGCUCCCAGUCAUGUUUAUGGCGGACACAGCAGUCAUGUGACCAACGUAAAAUUCCUGUUUGACGAUAGUUGCCUGGUUUCCACUGGGGGCAAGGACAUGAGCGUCAUGCAGUGGCGGGUAGUGUGAGGCGGCCAUUUUGGGGCAACAGACAGACAGUUUCUUUAUGGAUCAGGGUAGGGUGGGUAGGGGAAGGGUUGUACUCAUAGAGGCUCCCCUGUACAAUGAGCUUACGAUGAUGUUGCCCCAAGAAGCUGAUCUUGGAUCAGUUUUGUAUUUACCCCAUUAAUGGGUUAGAAUUUGGGGAGGGCUGAUUCUAGAUCUGUUCCUAGGGUUGACUUCACUCCAGAGUUUAGCUUUUUGGUGGGUAGGAUGGGUCGUGGGUGGGUUGGGGGCGAAGAGCAUCGCAACAAAGGAUGAUACAACAGGGAGUACCUAUUGUUUCGUCUUUUAUCGUUCCGUCUGUCUCCUUUAUUUUGUAUAUUUCACACCUCAGGAAACCAAUAGAAAAUUAGGAGUUGAAUUUAUUCCCUUUGCCAUAUCAAUGGCCUCUACUCUGGCCUGGUAGAGAUAGCACUCCACAUUUGAAAGUGGAUGGCAGGUAGCCUAGUGGUUAAGAGUGUUGAGCCAGUGAGCAAAAUGUUGCUGGUUUGAAUCCCCAAGCUGAUUAGGGUAAAAAUCUGUUGAGCAAGGCAUUUUAGCCAAAUUGCUCUGGGUAAGAGUGGAUGCAUAAUGGAAGUUUACAUUUUUACUAUGUGCAUUUACUAUGUGCACAUACAUUUGGUUAAAACUGAUGCUGACAGAGAGUAAAUGACCAAUAUUCCAAUGAUUACACUCUUUCAUCAUAUGAUGUUUAUUUUAAAAUGAAUACAUCAGGUUUACCCCAGGCAGUUUGUUACUAGGCCAAGUGUGCGGUUGAAUAGAUGCGAAUUCUGUGACGCUACAUGGAAAUAUGAAGAUAUUAACUCUCUGCUGCCACUGUCUGGCUUCCUGAGGUAUUGAAUAGUGUCAUAAUGACUACUUCACUAAUGCUCUGCAAACUAUAAUACAUGAUAAAGUAUCACACUGGCAUUUCAAAGAGCCCUUUAAAAACAAAUGAAUAAUCAUUUAAAUUAAUAAUCAAUGAUUAUUUACACCUGUUGAAAAGCAUCAUUUUGGGACACAAAUGACUGAAGUUCAACUACAUUUCAAACAUAUUUGGAUUACACUGUUAUAUAUCUGCUACCGAUGUCACUUCCUUCCUGAGCCUCCCUUAUCUUCCUGUAUGGUCCUCAAACUAGUUCUGUAAAUAAGAGGUUUGUACUAAUUAGACCAUUGCACUGUAAAUGUUUUCUCUCCAAUACUCUUUUCACACUAUAGUGCCGAACCAAUCCAUACAGUAACUACAUAGAAGCUAACCAGAUUAGCUCAGUACAUCUUGUUUGGCUCGGUUUGUCUCAGUAGUGUGAAAAGUACUAAUGUGUGCUCCCCUAUUGUGCACUGUUUGCCAUAGGCAAGUAAUCACUACUCCAAGGCUUAAGGCCCACUCUUGAUAUUUACAGCUGUUUUUGAUCUCUCCAAGGCUUAAAAUAACCUGUGAUUUAGCUACCAUACUGAUCUUGUCGUCUUGACUCAUGCCUCUUGUUUACUAUGAACAAAACGUAAUUCAUAUCGAAAGCUUUCCCAAAGCCAGGAAAAAUAAUCGCACCAAGGGUUAUCUGUACCACACUGCUAAUGUCUGAAAUGGACUGGUCAUUCAUCUGGCGUUUGCUUUAUAGUGAUAAAAAGUGAUGAAAAGUAUCCAGAGCAUGCAUAACAUUGGUUAUACCUGGGCUGCAUUCAGAAGGGCACAACAUUGUGGAAUGUUCAUAUAGAAAUAUACUACGAAGAACAAACAUGCCUUUCUGACAUGUAGGAUGAAGAAUCACAUCAGCUCUAUUCAUGUAAUUUCUUCAAAAAAAAUUAGGCACUGAACAAAUUCCAUGUCUGCUAAGCACAAACUUGAACAUUGUGAACAUUUGGUGCAACUUCCAGCGCGUGUUUACUGUGAACACUUAGGCUGUACCCACUUUAAGUUACAGUUUUAACAGUGGUCAAGUUGGCUAGUGGCUAUUUGAUCAUAAUAUAGGCUUACCAGAGUGGCCUACCAUCAAAAACAAUGGAGAAAGUGCAUCCCAUAACAUUUUAACAAAGAAAUAGCUGUUCUAUAAUUCAGUCUACAGUAGCAGCCAAUGUGUGGUGUUCCAUGCAGGACUUGACAUUAACCUGUUUAUCCACUUGCCCUUCAGACAAGGAGGUGACUGAAUAUUUUGUUGUGUUUGUUUGUUGCAAGAAAUCACUUUACAAAAUAAAAUGCAUUUUUAUUCA
Messenger RNA from Oncorhynchus mykiss (rainbow trout), 5330 nucleotides. RefSeq names its product echinoderm microtubule-associated protein-like 1. Gene Ontology annotation, molecular function: microtubule binding. Gene Ontology annotation, biological process: microtubule cytoskeleton organization. Gene Ontology annotation, cellular component: mitotic spindle. Lineage: Eukaryota; Metazoa; Chordata; Actinopteri; Salmoniformes; Salmonidae. The record is from RefSeq and is a predicted model, not a curated record.